AACCAUCUUCAAGCUGUAUAACACAGUGCGUGACAUUCGGGGUGUUGUGUCAGUGUGAAAUUUUAUUUGUGGACGAAAGCGGUUUUUGUUUCUUUUUUACAAAGUAAAAUACCUCACAAUUUUCCACCUCAUUCUCAUCACGAAAAUACCUCACUUUGUGUUCAACGUGCGGCGUAUUUGUGAAAAAUAUGUCAUCCGGACGACCGAUCAAGUGUGUUGUUGUCGGCGAUGGAACCGUCGGGAAGACCUGCAUGCUCAUCUCAUACACCACGGAUAGUUUUCCAGGCGAAUAUGUGCCCACCGUUUUUGAUAACUACUCAGCCCCAAUGGUUGUGGAUGGGAUCCAGGUAUCACUGGGUCUGUGGGAUACAGCGGGCCAGGAGGACUACGACCGUCUGCGCCCGCUGUCGUACCCACAAACGGAUGUAUUCCUCAUAUGCUUCAGCGUAGCCAGUCCUUCCUCCUUUGAGAACGUCACGUCCAAGUGGUACCCUGAGAUUAAGCAUCACUGCCCAGACGCUCCUAUGAUUCUUGUGGGAACCAAAAUUGACCUCCGAGACGACCGGGAGACGCUCACGUGCCUGGCGGAGCAGGGUCUCUCGCCGCUAAAACGAGAGCAGGGCCAGAAGCUCGCCAAUAAGGUGCGAGCUGUUAAAUAUAUGGAGUGUUCAGCGCUCACACAGAGGGGCCUCAAACAGGUAUUCGAUGAGGCGGUGCGGGCCGUGCUGAGGCCGGAGCCACUGAAGCGACGCCAACGAAAAUGUGUUGUUAUGUAAAAAAGAAACCAAGUCAGAGUAAGAGAAACAUUUAAAAUGAAAUUUAAUCCAAAUUUACAAGAGAAGCAACUCAACCCAGAGCUCCCCCGACUUUAUUUACGCGGACUCGCGGUGUCACUCUCCGUGUCAAUUUUAGUUUCCAUCUUUGGAAUCAAUUCAGCCACAAAAUACAUCUUAUUUUUGUCAUUUCGAUGUAGCAGAAAAGGAGUGCCAUAGAGAGGAAUUUUUAUGUUUUUUUUUUAAUAUUUUGAGAAUCGUGGGAGUUUUUUAUAUUAAAAACAAACUUUUGUGCAUUUUUGUAGCAAAAAAGAAACUCAAAUUUAUAAUUUUUUUAAUAGAAAACAAAAAGAACUGAUAAAAAGGAUUUUUUUAAACUGUGAGAAGAAAGCAUUUCUCCCUAACUAACUUCUUAAAUUUGCUAACUGUACGAUAUACCCUAAACCUUUUUAUAAUAAAUAGAAAUUUUUUAUAGAACUUUUUAUUCGAGCAGCUUCUUUUCUAUAAGAGAGAGAAAGAAACAAAAUAGUAGAAAAUACUUUUUCGUAGCAUUUAGGAAAUCUAAUAUGUUUUGCAUUUAUGGAGACUAACAUAAAUUUUGAAUGAGAAUUUUUAUUUAAAGAAAAACUUUUGAGGUAUUUACUGAUAAGAACAAAUUUGGUAGAGUUUUGUGGAAAGUUUUUAGGAUUGCAUGAUAAUUUUGUUUGAAAAAUAAAUAAUCAUAUCGAUUAAAACUUUUUAAAAAAGUUGAAAAACAAAUUGAGUCAUUCAAGCAAAUAAAUUCAGCAUUUGUAGUAAAAUCGUUAUCUUGAGUCUAAAAUCAGCAAUUAAAAAAUAAUUUAAAAUCUAAUUCAAAUUUCCAACACCUUAAGAACUAAAUUCAAGGCUUUAAGUUAAAAUUCAGCAACUCAAAAAAAUAUUCAAACUGCUGAAUUUGUUAAAUUUUCCUAAAUUUAAUUAAUUUUGCUGAAAUUUUUUUAAUCAAAAUUUCAGAUUUAAAAGUUUUUUCAGUUGCUGAUUAUUUCCUUAAAUGCUAUUUGAAAAUUCAAGUGACUAAUUUCAAUUUUAAUCAGUCUUUAUUUAUCGAUUAGCCAUUGAACUGUUUAUUCAUUUGCCAUUUUUUCAAUUAUUUGUAAGCAAUGUUGUAAGCGUUUCUUUAAUAAAUUUCCUUUGUUAUGGAAUUAAUCUAUCAUCAGGACCCAGAAAAAUAUAGGUUGCAGAUACAAAAUAUUUAAGAGACGCAAAAACAAAUUUCUUGUAAACAGUGUUAACUUCUCUUUACAAUUUAUGAAUUUGAGUUUUUAUCUAAUACAUACCAUCAUGUAAAUCAUCUUGUCCAUUAAUACAAUGAUUUACUUUAUCAAGUAUCAUUUACAUUUUUUUUUAACUUUCUAUGAUUGAAUCUAUAUGAUAAUCCGAGACUUGGUAUUGGGCCUUAUUCAGCGACCAAGAAAUCCUUGAAAUUCGCUUUUAAUAUCGAUACAAAAUUCAAAGAUUUCAAGGAUUUCUUGGUCGUUAAAUAAGGCCCAUUGUUUUAAUUUGCUGAAUAUUACAAUUGAAAAUUUGCUGAAUUAUUCAAAGUCUUAAUUUUUGUUUAUUCUGAUAUGUUAGGGUUAGGUCUAUUCAGAACCCUAAAUACUGAAUAGUUCAGUUUGAUUAAUUCUUUGUUUUCUUUUUAUUAAUUCAAAAACAAAAUAAAUCUCAAUAAAAUCCACAAAACUCAUCACAAAUUAAGCCAUAAAAGGCAGUAAAUACCUCGAAAAUUUCCUUGGUGCGAAGACUGAGUUGAGCAGCCAUAUUAACUUCUAACAUUGUGAAGGGAUAUUGACAAAAAAAAAAUGUUUUAAAAGAUAUAGAAGUAGAAAAAAUGGAAAAAUACGAAAAUAUUCUUUGAGAAAUAACCAAAAUUUAUCUGCAAGAUUAAGAAGAAGAAAAAUUAAAUAAAAUGCAAAAAAUGAAUGUUGGUGGAAGUUAGAACAAAAUAAAAAGAACCAAACUUUUACAAUGUUCGCCAUAAGUAUUUAAGUGGUGGAGGAAAAGUGAAUCUAAUUUUGUAACAGCGACGUCUCUCUGUGUUUUUUAUUCUCAUUCGUAAUAUUUUAAAACCAAAGCACGUAAUUUUUAGUAAAGAAGAAGAUUGAAAUGACGACGAAGGAAUCUCCUUUUUUUAUACAAAAAUAAUUAAAGAAAAUUAAAUGCCAUGUAUUAUUUUUUAUAUCAGAACUUUCUACGCCCCCCAAUAGUCUAGUCACAGUAUUUUGAAGAACAAAAAAAAUGAAGAAAAA
Lutzomyia longipalpis is the source of this 3058-nucleotide messenger RNA. RefSeq names its product ras-related C3 botulinum toxin substrate 1 (gene Mtl). Gene Ontology annotation, molecular function: GTPase activity; GTP binding. The record is from RefSeq and is a predicted model, not a curated record. Bases 189 to 776 code for a protein of 195 amino acids. Gene Ontology annotation, biological process: small GTPase-mediated signal transduction. The transcript has 4 exons. Lineage: Eukaryota; Metazoa; Arthropoda; Insecta; Diptera; Psychodidae.